AUGCCGACCAAACUCAGGUUCAAGGGCGACAAGCCCAAGAAGAAGCGAAAACAUGUAGAAGAUGGUGAUGAAGCCGAACCAUCUCGGCGGAGGCGGCGCGAAGACGAGGAAGAGAAUGACGAGACUUGGGUCCGACCUGAGAAGCCCGAGGAGAUUCGUGGUCCAGUGUUCAUAAUGCACCCUUCAGAUCCCUCGCCUGUGUGCAUAUCAUUCGAUUCUACGAGGGGACGUGCGGUUAUUUCGUCGCUCGACAAGGACAAAGGGGCGAAAGAUGGUGAAGCCGAGGACGCAGGAGAUAACAAGGAGGAAGGUAGUUUACUAUCCCGCGAACCGACGGACGUCUCGCAAGUCUGGGUUGCGACGCGCGUCGCUGGUUCCGAUACCUUAACACUCCGUACAGGAACUGCCUCUUCCACAGGAUCUGGGGAGACGAAGUUCCUCUCAUGCGACGACCACGGAAUCGUCUCUGCUUUCCGCGAAGCUCGCGGACCACAGGAAUCUUGGACGCCUCUCGUCCUUCCAGACGGGAUGAUCGCCUUCCAAAACAUAUACGAAAAGUAUCUAGGUAUAGAUGAGGUUGCAGGUGGUGGCAGGUCAUUAAGAGGUGAUGCGGAGGAGAUUGGCUUCAACGAACGAUUCUGGGUGAAGGUACAGAGUCGGUAUAAACGUGAAGCGAGCGAGGAGGAGAGGAAGAAGAAAUUUAAGGAGGGUGAGGGGAAGAGUAAGAUUGACGAAGCUGGUACAAAUCGGACAUAUCAAGCAUGGGGAGCAGGUAGAUCAAUCGUUUCAAAAGAAGACAAGGCAGAGUUGAAGAAAGCUCGUAAAGAAGGAAAAUUAGCAGAGGCGUUGCUGGACCGACGAGCAAAACUCAAGAGCGAUCGAUUCUGCUAAGUAUAUCAUGUAUUGGUUUAUGUUCCCCUCAUACUGUAUACACAUGUACAUGUAUUAUAUCGAC
Fomitiporia mediterranea MF3/22 is the source of this 955-nucleotide messenger RNA. RefSeq lists its product as uncharacterized. The record is from RefSeq and is a predicted model, not a curated record. Gene Ontology annotation, molecular function: actin filament binding. The transcript is spliced from 4 exons. Gene Ontology annotation, cellular component: nucleolus; striated muscle dense body; catalytic step 2 spliceosome. NCBI's taxonomy places the organism in Eukaryota, Fungi, Basidiomycota, Agaricomycetes, Hymenochaetales, Hymenochaetaceae. The coding region runs from base 1 to 891 and encodes 296 amino acids.